Messenger RNA from Nestor notabilis (Kea), 1920 nucleotides. RefSeq names its product unconventional myosin-X-like. Lineage: Eukaryota; Metazoa; Chordata; Aves; Psittaciformes; Psittacidae. Gene Ontology annotation, cellular component: cytoskeleton. The record is from RefSeq and is a predicted model, not a curated record. The transcript is spliced from 8 exons. Gene Ontology annotation, biological process: signal transduction. The annotation marks the transcript as partial.
GAAAACAGCACAAACUUUGAAGUAGUGGAACAGACAUAUAGGAGGAACCCAAUCUUGCGAUACACCCAGCACCCAUUGCAUUCCCCAUUGCUCCCACUACCAUAUGGAGAUGUUAGUGUCAACUUGCAACAAGAGAAGGGUUACAGCAGCUUACAGGAUGAAGCAGUGAAGAUCUUUAACUCCCUUCAGGAAAUUGAGACAGUGUCUGACCCCAUACCCAUUAUCCAAGGCAUUCUGCAGACCUGCCAUGAUUUAAAGCCCCUUCGUGAUGAAGUGUACUGUCAGCUUAUCAAGCAAACUAACCACAUGCCGCAUCCCAACAGUAUUGGGAACCUGCACCACUGGCAGCUGAUGUCAUGUAUGAGCUGCACUUUUCUGCCUAGUAGAGGAAUCCUGCGCUACCUCAAGUUCCACCUUAGAAGGGUAAAAGACCUCUUUCCAGGCUCAGAAAUAGACAAGUAUGCGCAAUUCAUAAGUGAUUCCCUGAAGAGAACGAAGACAAGGGAGUUUGUGCCCUCCCAGGAGGAAAUACAGGCUCUUCUCACCCGUGAAGAAAUGACCACAACAGUGUACUGCCAUGGCGGUGGCUCCUGUAAAAUAACCAUCAAUUCCCACACGAGUGCUGGGGAGGUGGUUGAAAAGCUGAUCCGAGGUUUAGCAAUGGAAGACAGCCGUAACAUGUUUGCACUCUUUGAACAUAAUCAGCAGGUGGACCGGGCUGUUGAGAGUCGGGUGAUCGUGGCUGAUAUCUUGGCCAAGUUUGAGAGACUUGCUGGGUCUGAAGAAGAAGAGGAAGAAGGACAGUGGCAGCUGUAUUUUAAGCUUUAUUGUUUCUUAGAUGUUGAGAAUGUUCCCAAAGAUGGGGUGGAGUUUGCCUUCAUGUUUGAGCAGGCUCAUGAAAGCCUCAUAGAUGGUCAUUUUCCUGCACCAGAGGACACUCUGCAGCGCCUAGCAGCUCUACGGCUGCAGUAUCUUCAUGGAGAUUAUUCUAAAAUAAGUUGGACCCUUGAUGGAAUCUACCCAGUUAACAGGUUAAAAUCCAAAAUACUGCACUCAACAAAGAGCAGUGGCACUACCAGUCAUACUCUGGAGAGGAGACGGACCAGCUUCCUUGAAGGGACAUUGAAACGUAGCUUCAAGACAGGCUCUGUAAAGAAGCAGAAGGUAGAAGAGGAGCAGAUGAUGGAGAUGUGGGUAAAGGAAGAGCUUUCAGCUGCUCGGGCAAGCAUAGCACAGAAAUGGACCAAGAUGCAGGGACUCUCUCAGCAUCAGGCCAUGGUGAAAUACAUGUCCAUUAUAAAGGAGUGGCCAGGUUAUGGGUCAACUCUCUUCGAUGUUGAGUGCAAGGAGGGUGGAUUCCCAAAUGAUCUUUGGCUUGGAGUCAGCACUGAGAAUGUGUCUGUCUACAAACGAGGGGAUCCUAAACCACUAGAAACUUUUCAAUAUGAGCACAUUGUUUUCUUCGGAGCACCGCAGCCUAACACCUUCAAAAUUACAGUGGAUGAGAGAGAAAUGUUCUUUGAAACAUCCCAGGUGGGUGAGAUAAUAAAGACCAUGAAAGCAUACAUCAACAUGAUCGUGAAGAAACGCUGCAGCGUCAAAUCAGCCACUAGUGUGGACAGUCAUGCGAGCAUCUGGACUAGGUGAUACGAAUGAACUGCCACACAUGAGAGGCAGUUGUUUGAUGGUUAGUAUUUGCAACUUGCCAGCACAAGUGUAGCAAAGAUGUUUUUUAAAAACUCCACUUGAUUGACUACUGUAUUUCAGAACUGAAGUGACAUCUACAGAACCAUAGGAUUUGCACCUCUGCCCAAGGACAAUAAACAGUAACAACUGUUGCUAAAUAUUAAUGACCCAAAACUUGUUUUCCCUUUGCUUGUCUGAUGAACAAUAUACCUUAAAGCAGCAAAGUCAGAAGCA